Messenger RNA from Fraxinus pennsylvanica, 1089 nucleotides. NCBI's taxonomy places the organism in Eukaryota, Viridiplantae, Streptophyta, Magnoliopsida, Lamiales, Oleaceae. The record is from the annotation of a GenBank genome assembly.
AUGGAAAAAUCAGACCCAAGUAAUCAGGACAAGAAAAUUCUAAGAAGAAGUAGCAACAACCACUUAUCAAUAUCUGACACUGAGUCAACAACGAGUCAGGUGGAUUCUUUCCACUCCCCACUCCGUUCUGACUCACCCCUGCGCUCUGAUGAUCCAUGUUUUCAAACAGAGAAGGUCAGUUUUAGUAACAAGAAUAGCAAAAGCUCUGGACCUGUGGAUAAAUACUACUAUGUGGUUCCAUCGCCGGGUAAUCCCAAUUUAAAAGCGGUUUCUCCGGUUGCUGGGGGCAAGGAACGGAAGCCAUGGCCCCAUUCCGAAAAGCCCACAUCGGAGAAUCUUGAUUUGUCGUCGAUGCCUGUGGUUACCGGUGGAAAGGGUCGGGUACCGUAUCUGCCGCAGUCGGAUAAUCUUGAUUUUCAGCCGAAGGGUGGGCUGGGGACGUCGCCGGUGGUGGUUUAUAACAGGUCAGUGAAGGAGGAUUCGGCGCAGGGUGUGCCUAAGGUGGGGCAAGUGGGGGAUGAUAUUGGUGGGCUGGAGAAGGGUUAUGGCGGUCGUGCAGAGGAGGUGGACAGAGAGAGGCGGCCGAGGGCGGUGGGAUCAACAUGGAUGAGGCCGAAAAUGGGAGUGAAUUUGAGAAGGACGGCUUUGGGGUUUAGAGCAUUUGAAGUGAUAUUUUGUUUGAUUUCAUUUUCAGUUUUGGCAGCUGAUAAAACUCAAGGGUGGAGUGGCGAUUCCUUUGAUCGCUACAAAGAGUACAGGUACUGUUUAACCAUGAAUGUUAUUGGAUUUGUAUAUUCUGGAUUUCAAGCAUGUGAUCUAGCCUACCAUUUGAUUAUGGGAAAACAUGUAGUCUCUCACCAUCUGCGUUUCCAUCUUGAUUUCUCAAUGGAUCAGAUUCUGGCCUAUUUGCUAAUGUCAGCAUCAUCUUCGGCAGCUACGAGGGUGGACGAUUGGGUAUCUAACUGGGGGAAAGAUGAGUUCACAUUGAUGGCCAGUGCUUCUAUUGCGAUGUCAUUCCUGGCUUUUAUUGCCUUUGCCAUGAGCUCUCUCAUAUCUGGUUACAACCUUUGUUACCAUGAGUCGACUUGA